GGUUUGACGUAAAUUGUCACCAUGAAUCAAAAUGUAAACAUGCUAAAUAUCUGUGAGCGGCCGAAACAUAAUAUUAGAAAUAAAUGAGCAAAAGAAAGGGUUCAGAAGAAAUCCCAAAUGAUUGUAAUAUCGAACCACAAGAGUCUAAUACAGAAACAAAAAUAACAAUCGAAAACUAUGACGUUAAAAUGGAAAUUAGUUGCAUUGAUGAGGAAGCGAGAGUGCUGGACUUUGAGGAGCUUAGAUCAAAAAUAAAGAAAAAAAGCGAGGAAGCUAAAAAGCUAUCAGAACAAGUUAAUUUAAAUAUUAUAAUCAAUAAUGAAGAAGAAACCAAAGUGGUUUGUGAUGAUACUAAAAAAGAAUUAUCAAUAGUAAAUUUAGAUAAUUUCAUUGAUAAUAAUGAAAAAUCAAAAGUAUCCGAUUGUGAAGAUGUUAUAAAAAAAUUAGGAGAAGCAAAUUUAACUAAAAAUAGUGGUUAUGUGUUUAUGGCAUAUGCUGCAGCUAGACCAGACGGUCUUUUGGUGGGAAGAGCACCACAGUCACAGAAUUUAACAUCUUCAGGAGACUCGCCGCGAUCGGACCAUCAAACAUCAACCCGGCGAUCGUCUAACGAAAGUUCCACCCUCCGUAACGCCGUGAUCGUAGUAUAUACUCCAGAAGGAAGGAACAGAUUAAUUAGAUUCAUUUUAAGCUGUGUUUUUGUUAUGUUACUAGUCACAGCCGCGUUCCUUGCAUUGGUUUUUGCUAUACCUGUUGUGAAGGAAUGGUUUAAAAUAAACACAGUGUUUUUGAUUUUCCCAAUUUUGUUCUCUAUAAUGAUGAUUAAUUACGCAAUGAGUUGGUACAUUCCGUGUACACGAAGACCGCCUGGCAACAUUCUAUGUUUAGUUUUAACGGUAAUAAGCAUGAGCUUGCUCUCGGCUGUGCUGACGUCAUAUUUCAGUACAGAUGUAAUAUUGUAUGCAUUCAUUGCCACUACAGCUGUGGUGUUUGUCUGCAUCAUACUAGCUACUACAAAUUUUGAUUUUACAAGUCUUCUUCUGUACUUUAUUGUGAUCCUAACAGCAUUUUUAGUACUAGCCGCAAUAUUAAUGUUUAUUGUGUUGGUCUCAAAUGUGGCGCUGGAACCCACUUUUCUGGUGUUGCUCAUUGGUGGCACUUUGAUACAAGUACUUAUGUUAACAAUGAAUCUACAGAUGAUCAUAGGCGGUAAGACUAUAGAACUGAAUGAGAACGACUAUGCUCUAGGAGCAUAUAUGGUGUACAUGGCUAUUAUUGAUAUUUUCCUCAAAAUGGUCUACAUCAUUGGUCUCUCCAGGGAAAUGUGAACUGCUUUUGAAAAAAUC
This is a messenger RNA of Plodia interpunctella (Indianmeal moth), 1346 nucleotides long. RefSeq lists its product as uncharacterized. Bases 84 to 1328 code for a protein of 414 amino acids. The record is from RefSeq and is a predicted model, not a curated record. NCBI's taxonomy places the organism in Eukaryota, Metazoa, Arthropoda, Insecta, Lepidoptera, Pyralidae. The transcript has 7 exons.